Molecule: messenger RNA, 1047 nt
Organism: Xiphophorus hellerii (green swordtail)
Lineage: Eukaryota; Metazoa; Chordata; Actinopteri; Cyprinodontiformes; Poeciliidae
Gene: pax10
Product: paired box 10
Exons: 7
Coding region: 148-1014 (288 amino acids)
Biological process (GO): regulation of transcription by RNA polymerase II
Molecular function (GO): RNA polymerase II transcription regulatory region sequence-specific DNA binding; DNA-binding transcription factor activity, RNA polymerase II-specific
Source: RefSeq, a predicted model, not a curated record
CCUCCUUCCUCCUUCUUCUUCUUCUGCUUCGUUUUUCUGCCGUUUCAAAACGGAUCCAAGGAGGCGGAGAGGAGUAAACGGGGGCGAUCACACGCAGAGGACGGGGGUUCCUUUAUUUCUCUCCAUGCUGGUCUGGACGUCCGUAGUAUGUAUGAGAAGUUAACCAUGCUGAACCUGCAGAGCGGCUCCAACUGGAGCGGGCCCAACAACUGGUACCAUGACCCCACCGGCGUUCAGACGCAGCACAGCGCAGUGUCCGAGGGCUGCAUGCUGGACACAGAGGGCAGCAUGGGGGGAGAGGCGGCGGGAGGAGGCGCUGGCAGAGGAGGAGGAGGAGGAGGAGGAGGAGGAGUCCCCGUGGAGCGGGACGAAGGCGAGGAGUCUCAGCUGAGGCUGCAACUCAAGAGGAAGCUGCAGAGGAACCGGACCAGCUUCACGCAGGAGCAGAUCGAGGCUCUGGAGAAAGAGUUUGAAAGGACACAUUACCCAGAUGUUUUCGCAAGGGAGAGGCUGGCGAACAAGAUCGAUUUACCUGAGGCCCGGAUACAGGUGUGGUUCUCCAACCGGAGAGCCAAGUGGAGGAGGGAGGAGAAGCUGCGCAACCAGAGGAGGUCGGGCAGCGUCACCUCCUGCUCACAGAGCCAGGCGCCGCUCAGCACCUCCUUCAACACGUCCGUCUACCAUCAGCAGCACGGCAGCAGCUCAGGGUCCAUGUUGAGUCAAACGGAGCCGUCGCUGCCCAGCUACAGCUCGCUGUCUGUCUUCUCAUCUGGAGUCCAGUCCAUUCCUCCCCAGUCGGCCUCCUCAUACUCCUGCAUGUUGCCUCCGUCGCCCUCUGCGCCGCGCAGCUUCGACUCGUCGGCGUACUCCUCCCCUCACCUGCAGACUCCGUCCUCAGCCAGCUCCAACACAGGGCUCAUAUCACCCGGGGUUUCGGUGCCAGUCCAGGUCCCAGGAACUGAGCCGCAAAGCAUGAGUCAGAACCUGGGGCAGUACUGGGCCAGAUUACAGUGAGCUCCAGGCGAAUGCUGAUGGACAGAAGAAGAA